AUGUUCUAUGGUCUUUCUACUAGAAAUGUGCUCCGUGCAAGGACAUUUUUCAAUCAAGAUAGUUUGACGACUGUAACAAGAGGUCUUCGCCUAUUCCAAACGAGCCUUUGCCGCCAUGAAAAUUACAGCAAAUCCUGGCUUUCUAAGGCUUCAAAUGUUAUUUCUAACGAGGGCGAAGCUUUGUUGAAAAGCUCGUUCAAAAGGACCAGUGGUCUUGUACAAGCUUUUGAUGACCUGCUGGGGUUUUCUGAAGUUCAAGAGGCACAGUCCGGCGUCAAGAAAGCGGAGAAUGAUUUCAUGAAUACUCGAAGUCAAGUGCAGGCAACGAAAAUGGCGCUAUACUCUGUGCAGGAAAGACUCCGAGAAGUACGUCAGAAAUUAGACCGGGUUCCUCGUGAUGACGAGCGUUAUCUAACACUGGCGACCGAAGAACACAAGAUACUGGUUGAAGAAAAAAAGAUGAAGACUGAACAUGAAAGCUUGGAGGCACUGGAAAGAGAUCAGUUUGCCCUGUUAUCAGGAGCCGUUCGAAAUUCCCAUGAGAGAGAGCGACUAAGAGCAGAAAGGACCAAACACUGGUCUGUGAUUGGGUCUAUUGGAGGAGCAGCACUUGGUAAGCUCACCCUUAGUACUAAGCUCCCUCCUUUCACGAUUACCCAGGUGCAUUCCUCUGGGAAUAUAUGGGGUGGGGUUGGAGUUAGACUUUGGGGUUUUGUUGACAACUUUGGUGGUACAGACUGUAAGUAUAUUCCCAGUAAUAAUAAUAAUAACAUAAUAUGGACUUUUUUGAGUAUCAUUGCAUUUAGCACUGAAGUACUAAUUGCCCUUGGGACACUAUUAUGUCUCCAACUGGAGACAGGACCACCAUUUUAUGCAGUCAUCCAAGCCACUUGAAGAUCUAACCGCCUGCACAGGGCAAAGGAAGUACGAUCAUUUCUCACUUGACUUGCUUGGUUCUCUUAGCCCACACCCUAAUCUAAAACUUUUUAUCAGAGCAACAUGAGGCUUAAAAGCCCUACCCUUUGUGAAGGGGGUGGGGAGGGGGAAGCAGGAAGGGGGCACAUGCAGCAGAGUAUGCUGAUUUAGUAGAGUACUGGAUUGUAGAGUGAGAGGUUGUAAGUUUGAUCCCUGGGGCUGGAUUAAAAUACCUGGGAAGUGAUGACACUGUCUUUACCCUGCAAAUAACUAUACCUUCACAUGACUUGGAUUGUUUGUAGAGAUGGCAUUCCCUUCUCCAAUAGGAACUUAAGGGUAGGUCCCCCUCUCUAAUAGGCCCUCCCCACUUUAAGUUGGUAAUUACAAAGCUGCAAAAGUCAUUAAGCUUUGUAUGAUUAAAAUUUGCCAAUGUUUGAUGAAACCCUACCUGUGGACUGACAAAAUGAUUGGACACUUCAAAUGCUAAAGACUAAUUUGCAAUGUAAUUAAUUUCAGCUUAAUGUAUGCCUUAUAAUUUUUCUGGUUUGUCUGAGUGCAAUGGCAACCUGAUCUGCCAUGGCAAGAUAUAUGUCCUUUCCAAAAAGCAAAGUAAUCAUUAUGCCUUCACUUCACUGACAGUGAUAUGUUCAUGUUGUUAUUUUGCCAGGGAUUCUAGGUUCCACUGUUGUUAACUACAUUCGCUUGAAGCAGAUUAAAAACUCAAUCAAAGAAACUGGAACUGCAUUAAUAGAAAAAACGGAUGAACUUACAGAUCUCGUAAAAUCACAGGAUGGGGAAAAUAUUGGAAUCCAAGCAACUGAGCUGAAGGAGUUCUUUUCAACACAAAAUCAGUUACUGGAACAAAAGCUUGAGGAAUUAGGACAUGUCUUAAAUUUUGUUACUUUGAAUUUAGCAUCUGAGCCUCUUAAAGAAUUUGGAAUUCAAAUUCAACCUCCAGGUGCAAAUAAAACCUUUGGUGGUGGACAACCUUCAGGUGCAAGUCAAACCAAAAGUAAUAUCAAGGAUAUAAUUGAAAUAGUUGCAUCAAAAAUUGAUUCUGUCACUGCUGGAAUGAAAAUAAAUCAAAGGAAAAUGGAGGAUGGCUUUAGGGCACUGCAGCUAAAUCUGGAGAGAGUGGAGAACUCAGUACUUCAAAAGGAGAAAAGGACUACAGGAAUGGAAUUAAUGGAGCUUGAUAAAUCAAAAAACAAUCAAACUUUACCUGCUAGAAGAGUUAGAGAAGCUGUCAUUGAUGAAUAUUUGGACAAUAAUUACUGGUGGAUGAAGGCCAACACUUGCACAACUAUAAUCUGCACAGUAUUGACUGCAACUAUUCUAAUAUAUGAGAUUGUCAAAUAA
Messenger RNA from Porites evermanni, 2274 nucleotides. The record is from the annotation of a GenBank genome assembly. Lineage: Eukaryota; Metazoa; Cnidaria; Anthozoa; Scleractinia; Poritidae.